AUAAACUGUUAUCAUCUGAUUCAUUUACAAUGUAUAAAAUUUACGAUUUAUUCAUUCAUUUUUGUGGUUGAGUUAGGAGUUUCAUUGAUGAACAUGGAAGGCACCAAGCUAGGCUUGCUAGAAGCCUAGAACCAUGUACGAAUCCAUGGCGAAAAACCAUAGUCUCGAUUCGAGACUAUCGGAAUCUUUUUUGUCGGAAUUGACCAGAUUUAUACGUGUUCAUCGGUACCCACAAAUCCCUAAAGGUAACCAAGCUUGGGGAGUUGGAGUUCAUACAGAUAGCACGGUUCUUUCUAUAUUGAACCAAGAGCAACUCGGAGGACUACAAGUUUUCAAAGAUAACAAAUGGAUCCCUGUUAAACCCAUGGCUGAUUCCCUCAUCAUCAACCUUGGAGAUAUGAUGCAGGCCAUAACCAAUAAUUUAUACACAAGUGUAAAGCAUAGAAUAAAUGUGAAGCAAGUGGACCGAAUCUCAAAAUUUUGUUUUGUGUUUCCACAAUUUGAUUCUACCAUUCAAAGUUCUAAGUACAAGCCUUUGACUUACAAAUCUUUUCAAGCACAAGCUGAAAAGGAAAUAGAGACCUUGGGAUUUAGGUUGGUCUUGAUAAUUUCAAGCUAAAUGCUUAGGGUUUUUUUUGUUAGUCUUUGUAUUAAAUAUGUAUAUUGAUUUAAUUCAUGAAUUUUAAUGUACUUAAUUUUUAUUUUUUUUGAAAUUUGAUAUUUUAAUCAUGACCCAAAUGAUCAUAUCAGUUAAAUCUAUUAGAUUAUAUGAUUCUGUCUUUGGGAUAUUUCAAGUUUAGAUUCAUGUUGUUUUGGUUUUGAGUUAAUUUGAGUUAGAAUCCAUUUGAUUUUUGGCCUAUCUUGUACAUAUUGUUGACGUUUUAUGAUCAAAUCGAAUCAAGUCCUAUUUAGAUUUAAA
This is a messenger RNA of Gossypium arboreum, 919 nucleotides long. Its product is annotated as gibberellin 2-beta-dioxygenase 8-like. Gene Ontology annotation, molecular function: dioxygenase activity. Lineage: Eukaryota; Viridiplantae; Streptophyta; Magnoliopsida; Malvales; Malvaceae. The record is from RefSeq and is a predicted model, not a curated record. The transcript is spliced from 2 exons. Bases 134 to 619 code for a protein of 161 amino acids.